UGGGAUUAGCUGUAGCCGCAGGUAAUAGCCAAACAUUGGGAGACUCAGGGCAACAGAAGACUGCGUUUCACGGACACAAGAAAAAAGAGAGACGACACGAAUGAGCCGAGCUGUGCUGGUCGGUCGAGGCAGCCGACUUUAGGUUUGCAAAGUUUGACGUUACGUGGAAGUAAAGUCACCUGGGAAUCUGUGGGCGGACAAAAUCCGUCUUUCUUUCUCUGUUUGAAGCGCUAGCAGAAGUUUUCUGUGAGAGACUUCCGCGGUUUGCUCGCCGAGCAAGUUCUCUGGGAUAACAGACAAUCACAAGUGUUUCCUCAUAUGCGGUCCCAGGUAUUCUGAGCCAUGCCUGGCCACAGCACAGGGGCUCCCCAGACGUCCCGCCACCACAAACACCACAGCUCCAGCUCCAGGGCUGAAAAGCACAGAGCGACUCGGACUAUAUCCAGGGAGAGCACGGCCAGCCAAGACUCCUACAAGGAUCAUGGGGAGCAUCAUGAGCACCACACUGACCACUCCCGGUAUUCAGAGAACAAGUAUGGUCGCAGCAGGGGCCACCCACGAAAUGGCACGGGUAGGGGCUCAGAGACUAUAGGAUUUAUUCCUGGGUCAGCAGACAGCACGCCCACCAGCAGACAUGCCUGUGGCUCCUGUGCCUCCAUGGGCUGGAGUGGCUGUAAGGCUCUUAUCUGCUGUGUACUGACCUGUGGAUUUUAUGGCAGCCGGGAGCCCUGCCUGCCUGUUAACGAGAGCUCCACAGACCAUCCCCCUAAAACAGGCAGCGAGCCUCACCCUCCUAAUGGCAUGGCUAUAACCAACCCCACUUGUAACAUCCCUGUGGAGUCAAACAAGUCCACCAAAACCUCCAAGCUGCCCAUGAGUGACAGCUUCCGCUACCCAGAUGUGCGCAUCGCAGGUAAGACAGUAAGGUAUCCAGUUGCUGCCCCCAGACGAACCCGCACGCCUGGCAAGGGGGAAAGCGAGCGGCCUGUCAGUAACACCAGCCUGAUAUCCCGAGAGGACUAUGACUUAGAUGAGGUGAGUGACACGGGCACAGACAUUGACUCUCUUAUCACCAAGAAGCUGCUGGAGCUCUACGCCCUGCACCAGAUUGACCAGCUGGCCAAGUGCACCUCUGACUCCUCGUUCUCCCGCAAGACCAACGAGAUCAGCGAGCUCAUCUACAGCAUCGCUCAGGACUACAACCUGGAGGAGCAGGAGGCCGAGUGCAAGCUGGUGCACGGGGUCAUCCGCAUCAGCACGCGCAAGGGAAAGAGAAAAGCGGGCCAUCAGUCAACAGGACAGCGAGCCAACGGGAGGAACGAUGGGACGCUCCCUGACAGUGGCAACGAGACCAUGACCCACACUUUAAUGAGCAGUGACUUUCCAGAGGUGAAAGUGUCAGAGCAGACGCCUUCAGACGAGCUGGCAAGAAAAAUGAGACAUUACAGCGGGAGAACGUACUCCUCCAGCACCGCCACAGCCUACUCGCCCUACCAUCACGACACCGAAACAGACUCUUCAGGCGCUCCUCUUCUUCUUCUCUGAAGGGUGAUAUAAAAGUACCUGUGCUAACAAGUGAUGUAGCCAACUAGAUGGACAAUGUUAUUCGUCUGCUAUUAUUUGUUGUUGUCGCUGUUACUGAGUGGAGCACCUUUUUACCCUGGGCAGUGGUACUUCAGCUUUUAGUGGUCCGCUCCAUGUUUGCUAUUGGAGUGUCAUUUAAAUUGGUGGACCUUUUUAUCUCUCCAGCAGAUGACCUACUGAGGAAACAAUGUUUUUUUUACACAGGGAAAGACAGUGUAGGUUCUUUUAUGUAUUUGCGUACGCAGUGUUUAAAGUUGUUUUCAGAAAAAGAAACACUCCAUGCAAUCUUAGCAGUCAGGCCAGAGGAUAGAGACUGAUGGUAGAACGUAACCUUCCUCAUUCUUGUCUGUGAUUGUUUAUGCAAGCCAUUGUGUAUGUGCAUGUGUAUGUUUGGGCUUAUUGACUCCUGCCAUUUAGACUCUUUGAAAGCAUGUGUUGACCUGAAAACUGCAUUGUUAAGCCAUAUUUUGAUGCACAUAUUGAUAUGUUGAUGUUACUCUCUGGGUUUUUAAACCGUUUGUGGCAUUUGGCCGCAGUUUUUUUGUUUUUAAUGUACAGAUAAGCCCUGUUUUUAACAAAAUAAAAAUCUCCAUGC
This is a messenger RNA of Epinephelus moara (kelp grouper), 2179 nucleotides long. RefSeq names its product keratinocyte differentiation factor 1a (gene kdf1a). The record is from RefSeq and is a predicted model, not a curated record. Gene Ontology annotation, cellular component: cell junction. The transcript has 4 exons. Gene Ontology annotation, biological process: keratinocyte development; regulation of epidermal cell division. NCBI's taxonomy places the organism in Eukaryota, Metazoa, Chordata, Actinopteri, Perciformes, Serranidae. The coding region runs from base 343 to 1545 and encodes 400 amino acids.